UUCAGGUGUCUUCCGCACGAUCAAUUAGUAGUUCUGUGCCUCUACUCCCGAGAACACUUUCAAUUGUGCCACGAUUUGUGCUGCUGCGUCGCGAAAAGUUCACUUGUUGGGUAUUUUGAGGGGGUUUCCAGAGUGCUGGGAAAUGAAAUGACGUGUUGACACUGCGGGCGCACCUGUUGAGUGCCAAUAGUCACCUUGGGAGUGGAGAAAAGGCGGCAAAAUGAGUCUCCGGAUGGAGAGGAGGCUCCAUCGGAGCAUUUCUCAGUUACUAGCAAGCACGGAUAACAUGAGCCUCGAGAGGGGCACAUCGAACCCAGCCGUGGAUGACGAAACUAGUAAUGUCACCAUUGGCGGAGCAUCAACUGCUACAAAGCGCGAAGGGGGUUCUUCCCUGGCAGACUGGAGUUGCGUCAAUGAUACUCUGUCUCCGGAUUCAGAGUAUGAUGAGGGUUUGGGCUUUCCGGACUCCGUCACCAUCCUUUCGAUGGUCGAUGGACCGGUGUUGGUAACUCGCGAGAAAGACGAUGAGGUUGUGCAGAGUGAGAUUCCCUUCCUGACAGUGUACAAAGAACCCCAGGGCUUCAAGUCCAUCCAGAGACGUGUCUUCAUCCCUGGCGUCGAUAUCCACGUAAGCAUCGUGAAUAAUGAGAGAAGUAGCACAACGCAUCUGCUCAAUCCCAAUCUAUAUACAAUCGAGCUGACGCAUGGUCCGUUUGUGUGGCAUAUCAAGAAACGCUAUAAGCACUUUUAUGCAUUGCAUCAACAACUCCGGGUCUUCCGGACAUCCCUCAAUAUCCCUUUUCCCACGAGAACGCACAAGGAGCGAAGGGCGAGUUUUAGGAAUAAUUAUACGGCUCCUGAUGAGUGUAAGGAUGGCAAAACGGGCAAGAAGAGAAGAAAGGGAGCUCUUCCGAGAUUUCCCAAUAAACCCGAUUCUCUGAUCCCAGUUGAAUCUCUUCCGGUGAGGAUAAAGCAACUGGAAGAGUAUCUGUACAAUCUCGUAAAUAUCAAUCUCUACCGAAAUCAUCAUGAGAUGCUAAAUUUCUUGGAAGUGUCUGAGCAAUCUUUUAUUGGGGCUUUGGGAGAUAAAGGCAAGGAAGGGCCGAUUCUCAAGAGGACAGGAUCAACGCGUCCUGGACAAACGGGUUGUAAUUUCUGUGGAUGUUUUGCCGGGGCUUGUUGCAUCCGAUGCAGUCAUUUUUGCUCGGAUAUCCUCUGUCGCAAAUGGCGAGAUCGUUGGUUCUUUGUCAAGGAAUCCUAUUUUGGAUACAUGAGGCCCAAGGAUGGUACAAUUCGAUGUAUCAUCCUCUUCGAUCAAGGCUUCGAGGUGGCUUCCGGAAUAAUUGGGACAGGGAUGCGCACUGGCCUGCAGAUUGUCACCUACAGUCGGCAUUUUGUGGUUAAAACUUGGACGCGAAGGAAGGCCAAGGAAUGGAUGAAUUUCCUCAAGUUGUACGCCAAUAAUCAGGCCAAGGACUUUACCCAGCCACAUCCACACAAUUCCUUCGUUCCCGUAAGGAAUUCCUGCUCAGCUGGAUGGUUUGUGGACGGAGCGGGAUAUAUGAGUGCAGUGGCUGAUGCUCUCGAAGGGGCAACUGAAGAGAUUUAUAUUGCAGAUUGGUGGCUGAGCCCAGAGAUCUACAUGAAACGUCCUGCCAUCGAUGGAGACUAUUGGCGUCUAGAUCAGAUCCUUCGCAGGAAAGCUGAACAAGGGAUCAGAGUCUUCAUUUUAUUGUACAAGGAAGUGGAAAUGGCCCUUGGAAUCAACAGCUACUACAGUAAACAGCGAUUGGCAGCCACUCAUGACAAUAUCAAGGUGCUUCGUCAUCCGGAUCACGCUCGAGUGGGCGUUUUUCUGUGGGCACAUCACGAGAAGAUUGUCGUUGUGGAUCAAACUUAUGCCUUUGUUGGUGGGAUUGACCUCUGUUACGGUCGCUGGGAUGACUAUCAACAUCGUCUGACAGAUCUGGGAAGCAUUGCGACGGCCAGUGCAGGAGGAAGUGCCACACAUGAUCCACUGAGCGGUGGAUUUGUACCAAGUAGAAGUGCCUCAGUGCCAGUAAUGGAUCCUAACAGUGUCGAGAAGCCUAAUCUUCCGGUUCUUCAGCCAGGUGACAAACUCUUGAUCCCACCAGGAUCAGCGACAUCUGACGACGAAAUGUGCGUGGAGAAUAUAAAGCAGAAUACGCCGGAAAUGGAGAGGAGGAAUAUGUUGGAUAAGCUGAAGGAGAACAUGAAGACCAAGGGGAAGGACAUUAUGCACAGAUUGACAUCGAUGGAUCCUGAACCGAGCAGGAGUGUUCCUCAGUCGCCAACGGAUCGGAAUAAGAAGUACAAUGUCACAAAGAGUAACAUAUUCUUCAACGAGGAUGAACUGGCUGAUGGCAAGAAGGGAGAUAGCAUUUGCGCUCUUCCGCCACAGAAUGAGAUUCUCACAGUUCUCGAUGGUCAGGCCAAGUACUGGAUGGGCAAAGAUUACACCAACUUCAUCGCGAAGGAUUUUGCAAAUCUCGAUGCUCCCUAUGUCGAUAUGAUCGACAGGGGAGUAACUCCAAGGAUGCCAUGGCACGAUAUUGGUGCUGUUGUCACUGGGGCAGCAGCCAGGGAUGUGGCUAGACACUUUAUCCAGCGCUGGAAUGCUGUUAAGCUCGAGAAGGCACGGGAUAAUCAGGCAUAUCCGUACCUGAUACCGAAGAGCUAUAGAGAUAUUAGGGUGCAUGAUUCAUUCCUGACGGUGGCCCUGCAGAAGGUAUCGUGUCAGGUGGUGAGGAGCGUCUCGAGUUGGAGUUGUGGCUUCAUUGAGUCUGAUGUGGAUGAGCAGAGUAUUCAUGAUGCCUACAUAGAGACCAUCACAAAUGCCCAGCAUUAUAUUUAUAUUGAGAAUCAAUUCUUCAUCACGCUCAAUCAGGGAAACAGUUUUGUGAAGAAUCAGAUUGGGGAGAGUUUGUACAAGCGUAUCGUGAGGGCUCAUCGGGAACGGAGUGUCUUCAGGGUGAUUGUCAUUAUGCCUUUGUUGCCGGGAUUUGAGGGUGAUGUAGGAGGGACAACGGGGAAUGCCCUGAGAGCCAUAACUCAUUGGAAUUAUGAGUCAAUUUCGCGUGGGAAGAGUUCGAUAUUGCAGCGUCUGAAAGCGGCUGGAAUUGAGGAUCCCAGUCAGUAUAUCUCAUUUCACAGCCUCAGAACUCAUUCCCUCCUCAACUGCCAGCCAGUCACUGAACUUAUUUAUGUUCACUCAAAACUCCUUAUUGCUGAUGACAAAGUUGUGAUUUGUGGCUCAGCCAAUAUCAAUGAUCGCUCGAUGAUUGGAACUAGAGAUUCAGAGAUUGCAGUCAUCAUUACAGAUGAGGUCUUCCAGGAGGGCCUGAUGGAUGGGAACAGGGUAAGAGUUGGGGUCUUUGCCAGUGGCUUGAGAAAAUUCCUCUUCCGGGAGCAUCUCGGGUUGAUAGAUCCUGAUCCGGAUAGGAUCCCAAUCGACGUGACAGAUCCCACAAUUGAUGCUUUCUGGCAUGGACAGUGGCAGAGAACGUCCCAGAGAAAUACGAAGAUCUACGAUGAAGUGUUUAGGUGUAUUCCAACUGACGCAGUAACGACGAUCUCCGGACUCAAGAAGUACGUGGAGGAGCCAUCUUUGGCCAAAUUGGAUCCAGGGUCAGCUCUCAAAGAACUUCAGCGGAUUCAGGGCUAUUUGGUAGAUCUUCCACUGAAAUUUUUGGAGGACGAAAUUUUGACUCCGCCCACAGUCAGCAAAGAAGGGCUGAUCCCAACGUCAGUCUGGACAUAGCAAAAAGUUAUGCAUUUUUCUGCAACAAUGAGAUUCAACUUGUUUUUCAAUUUUAUCAAUCCUAAAGUCUACAUUUUAUGUCUAAAAAAGUUUUAUUUCGUUGCGAUUAAUUUAUUAAGCUUUAUAACAGAGAUGACGCGCCGAGAUGCAAGAACAAAAGUAUUUUAAACGAGGGAUAUCUUCAGAGAAUCAAAAGUAUUGUCACAUUACCGCAAUUUCCAAUGCCAAAUGCAAUUUUUUUUAUACAGAACAGUGAAAAAAAUUAUAUUUUCAGACAGUUUUUUUGUCCAAUAAAGUUUUGAAUAAGCCGAAA
Messenger RNA from Phlebotomus papatasi, 4094 nucleotides. It is a transcript of the gene Pld, whose product is annotated as phospholipase D2. The coding region runs from base 221 to 3781 and encodes 1186 amino acids. The record is from RefSeq and is a predicted model, not a curated record. The transcript is spliced from 8 exons. Gene Ontology annotation, molecular function: phosphatidylinositol binding; D-type glycerophospholipase activity. NCBI's taxonomy places the organism in Eukaryota, Metazoa, Arthropoda, Insecta, Diptera, Psychodidae. Gene Ontology annotation, biological process: cell motility; phosphatidic acid biosynthetic process; intracellular signal transduction.